UGUCGCGGGAGGCGGUGUCCGCUGGGUCCUGGUGACGCAGGAGCGGAGCGUCUGCCGGCGGGUUUCCCGCGGGCAGUGGGCGCGUCCGACUCGCAGGGCCAGGGGUCCGCCCGAGGCGCGGCGGCCCUAGCGAGUGAGGACGCCCCCGGCCAGUGUAGACGCCCCCCUUCUGCGGUGUGGAUGUCCCCCGGCGGGUGUGGACGCCCCCCUUCAGCAGUGUGGACGUCCCAUGCAGUUGAGGACGCCCCCCGGCGAGUGUGGACGCCCCGCUGCGGGUGUGGACGUACCUCGGCGGGUGUGGAAGCUCCCUCUUCGGCCUGGGACAGAAGAUUGAAAAUGACAGCUGAGAACAUUCCUGAGGAAGAACUGUCCUGUGACAUGGAGGUGGAAGGAUUUACACGAGAGGGUCCUCAUUUCUCCAUUCUAGGUAACAGUUGGGACUGUGAGAACCAGGAGGGACAUUUGAGGCAAUCAGCCUUAACUCAGGAGGAACCAGGAGCUCAGGAAGCAAUUCGUGAAUAUCCCGGAUUUGGGGAGCAUUUGAGCGUGAGCCCAGACCUUCCACGACGUCAGAGAGUUUCCACAAGAAAUGGUUUCCAUGUACGUGGCUCAGGUGUUAAAAGCCUGGAUUGUGACCCAGCUUUACACAAUUGUCAGAAAAGUUAUGUAGCUAAGAGAACGGGUGACAGUGACACCUGUGGGAAAGCCUUCAACCAUUCCAUGGAAGUUAUUCAAUUUGGAAGAACUCAAACUAGAGAGAAACCCUAUAAAUACCCUGAAAGUGUUAAGUCUUUCAACCAUUUUACCCCUCUUGGUGAACAAAAAAUAAUGAAAAGAGGGAAGAAACUGUAUGAAGGUAAGGACUUUGGGGACAUCUUUACCCUCAGUUCAUCUCUUAAUGAAAACAGGAGGAACAGCCCUGGAGAAAAACUGUACACAUGUACUGAAUGUGGCAAGUGCUUCAAACGGAACUCUUCUCUUGUUUUGCAUCACCGAACUCACACUGGAGAGAAACCUUAUACCUGUAAUGAGUGUGGAAAAUCCUUCUCCAAGAACUAUAACCUAAUUGUGCAUCAAAGAAUACAUACAGGAGAGAAGCCCUAUAAAUGCAGUAAAUGCGGGAAAGCCUUCAGUGAUGGGUCAGCUCUGACGCAACACCAGAGAAUUCACACUGGGGAGAAACCUUACGAGUGUCUAGAAUGUGGGAAAACCUUCAACCGAAAUUCAUCCCUGAUUCUGCAUCAAAGAACUCAUACAGGGGAAAAACCAUAUAGGUGUAAUGAGUGUGGGAAACCUUUCACCGACAUCUCCCACCUCACUGUGCAUCUCAGAAUACACACUGGGGAGAAGCCUUAUGAAUGUAGCAAAUGCGGAAAGGCCUUCCGAGAUGGCUCAUACCUCACCCAGCACGAGAGGACUCACACUGGAGAGAAGCCCUUUGAAUGUGUGGAAUGCGGGAAAUCCUUCAACCGUAACUCUCACCUCAUUGUGCAUCAGAAAAUCCAUUCUGGGGAGAAACCCUAUGAGUGUAAAGAAUGUGGGAAAACUUUCAUUGAGAGUGCUUACCUCAUCAGGCACCAGAGGAUUCAUACUGGUGAGAAGCCCUAUGGCUGUGAUCAGUGUCAGAAACUUUUCAGGAACAUUGCCGGCCUCAUACGUCACCAGAGGACUCAUACUGGCGAGAAGCCCUAUGAGUGUAAUCAGUGUGGUAAAGCUUUCAGGGACAGCUCCUGUCUGACCAAACACCAGAGAAUUCACACUAAGGAGACCCCGUACCAGUGUCCAGAUUGUGGAAAGUCCUUCAAGCAGAACUCUCACCUGGCAGUACAUCAGAGGCUCCACAGCAGGGAGGGUCCCAGUCAUUGUCCUCAGUGUGGGAAAACUUUCAGAAGGAGCUCUUCCCUCAUCCGACACCAAAGAUCACACCCUGGAGAACAACCCGUGGAUAUUUAAUGAACGUGGGCCACGCUCAUCUUCCGACUGGCUCUCAAAAACCUAUGUGAGGGAGAAGUGUCUUCAGGGGUGGCUCCUCCCUGUCAGUGGAAAAGACUGCUCUGAGCUGUCCAGCAAACUGGUGGAUGUGAGACAUUCCUUAGCCAUCCUGUUAAGUCUAUACAUUAGGGAACUCUUGCAGAGGAUACAGGAUAGUAAUAAAUACGGCAAAGGCUUCAGGGAUGAUUCAGCCUGUACCAAACAUGAUAGUGCAUACACUGGAAUAAAACCUGAGAAAGUCAGGUAGAUACUUCCCUGGAGAACUCACCUAUCCGUACAUCCAGGUCCUUAAACUGGAAAGAGCCUGUGUAAUCGGGAAGAAGAAUCCUUUAAGAGGGAGUGUCUGCCUUACUGUACGUAAGCAAACUCUUACUGGAAUCCAGCGAGGGAAGCUGUCGGCAGGAGCCCUUGCUGUCUUAGCUGUGUAGCAAAGGCAUGCUGGUGAGAAACCCCACACAGUGCUCCAGCUCACAGCAACCACAGAAUUACAGCGGAUUGACAUUUGAAUGUAUUUCCGCGUUACAUUCCUGCCAGGUGCUGAGGACUCGUUUCAGCAGGGGCACCUGGGUGAGGAAGUCGCUUGUGAAUGAACAGUGAUGUUAUCCCUCUUAAUGUGGAGAACAAAGCAGGUUCUCCUAAGAAGGAAAGGGCUGCUGCUGAUAAAUAUGCGUUGCUUUAGUUGUUGAGACAAACAAACAGAAAAACACUGAGUUGUUAUGUUUACGUUGUCAUCCCUCAUUGUUCAUUUCAGACACUUGUGAUUUGUUCCAUGCAACCAUGCCAAACCAUGAUGAUAAAGGUUUUGUUGCCAUAUUGAAAACGCUUAUAAUAUGGCCGGCAACCAAAAGCAUAAAAUAGAAGAUUUGCCAUGUAAAGUGUGCACACAUACGGAUGUAGGUUGGGAGUUGAUCAUGGAGAAAUAAACAUGGGGUCUCCUAAGUGAC
Messenger RNA from Balaenoptera ricei (Rice's whale), 2936 nucleotides. RefSeq names its product zinc finger protein 329 (gene ZNF329). The coding region runs from base 181 to 1953 and encodes 590 amino acids. Gene Ontology annotation, molecular function: RNA polymerase II cis-regulatory region sequence-specific DNA binding; DNA-binding transcription repressor activity, RNA polymerase II-specific. NCBI's taxonomy places the organism in Eukaryota, Metazoa, Chordata, Mammalia, Artiodactyla, Balaenopteridae. Gene Ontology annotation, biological process: negative regulation of transcription by RNA polymerase II. The transcript has 2 exons. The record is from RefSeq and is a predicted model, not a curated record.